AUGCUUGGACGUCUUUCAGUCCUUUUCGGGCUUAUAUCUAUUCUUCCUGUGGCAUUUGCGUGGACUAAUCCGAUCCGCAACCCUGGAGGGAGUGACCCCUUCAUUGCGUACUCAGGCGGCUACUACUACCUUCUCACCACCGAAUGGACCGAUGUCCAGAUCUCGCGGUCUACAACGGUCGAGGGUCUGAAAACUGCAACUAGCAAGGUCAUCUACUCAGACACUACGUCUUCUCGAUGCUGUAAUGUCUGGGCGCCGGAGGUGCACUAUCUCGGCGGGAGGUGGUACGUCUACUUUACAGCAGGGAAUGGAGAUAACCUAGAUGGGCAGAGAUUGCACGUUCUCGCAGGUGGCUCGAGUCCUUGGGAUGACUACUCCUACGCAGGCCAACUAACAACCGAAUGGUCAAUCGACGCCUCGAUCCUGCGCUUUAAUGACUGGGGCAUAUUCCUCAUGUACUCGUGCUUCCACGGGGUAUCAUAUCAAUCCAUCUGCCUCCAGCAGCUCGGGUCCGACUACACCUCCCUCACCGGCUCGAUCUCGGUAAUAUCACAACCAACCCUCGGCUUCGAAACGCAUGGCACCCCCGUCAACGAGGGACCCGUCGCUCUGUACUAUAAUGGCGUGACCUACAUCAUCUACUCGGCCUCCUACUGCUGGACCCCAUACUACUGUCUCGGGCAGCUAACGUGGGACGGUGUCACGAACCCAAUGAGCGCGAGCGCAUGGAGCAAGUAUAACGGCUGUGUCUUUUCGAGCGCGAAUGGGAACUACGGUUCCGGGCACAAUUCGUUCUUUCAGAGUCCGGAUGCGUCUCAGACUUGGAUUGCGUAUCACGCGACCAGUAAUAGUGCGGGUGCUUGUGAUGAUAGUCGGUAUACGAUGGUGCAGUUGGUAGGGACGCAUAGUGAUGGCAGCCCUAAUCUGGGGGUGCCUGUGGAUUGGGCGCAUGCUUAUGGUGAGCCGAGUGGGUGA
Molecule: messenger RNA, 975 nt
Organism: Aspergillus versicolor CBS 583.65
Lineage: Eukaryota; Fungi; Ascomycota; Eurotiomycetes; Eurotiales; Aspergillaceae
Product: glycoside hydrolase family 43 protein
Exons: 2
Coding region: 1-975 (324 amino acids)
Biological process (GO): carbohydrate metabolic process
Molecular function (GO): hydrolase activity, hydrolyzing O-glycosyl compounds
Source: RefSeq, a predicted model, not a curated record